GGCGCCGCUGGCGGCUCCAGCGCAAUUCGGGCGUCAGAGGAGCCCCAGGAAAACAAUGAAUCUGUUUCUGGAGCUUCUCCUGUUCCUGGCCACGCUUCUCUAUUCCUACCUGGAGGCUUUUGUGAAGCUGUUCGUGCCUGUGAGGAGAAAGUCUCUCGCCGGGGAGCUGGUGCUCAUCACGGGCGCUGGCCAUGGCGUCGGGCGAGCGACCGCCUUGGAGUUCGCCAAGCGCCACAGCAGGCUGGUGCUGUGGGACAUCAAUAAGCACGGCAUUGAGGAGACGGCAGCAGAAUGCCAGAAGCUGGGAGCCACUGUUCAAACCUUCGUGGUGGACUGCAGCAAACGGGAGGAGAUCUACAGCGCUGCAGACAAGGUGAAGAAGGAUAUUGGGGAUGUGACUGUCCUGGUGAACAAUGUUGGUGUGAUUACAGCUGCCGACUUUCUCUCGACUCAGGACCACCAGAUAGAAAGGAUGUUUGAAGUCAACAUUCUGGGUCACAUGUGGACCACGAGAGCUUUCCUGCCAGUCAUGAUGAACAACAACUAUGGGCACAUUGUCACGGUGGCUUCAGCAGCAGGUCAUUUUGUGACUCCUUUCAUGGUGGCAUAUUGCUCAAGCAAGUUUGCUGCAGUUGGAUUUCAUAAAGCUCUGACAGAGGAGCUGUCUGCCCUUGGAAAGGAUGGAAUAAAAACAACGUGCCUUUGCCCAGUUUUUAUAAACACUGGAUUUGUCAAAAACCCCAGUACAAGGCUUGGAAAGAUUUUGGAGAUUGAAGAAGUUGUACAGGCUUUGAUGGAAGGAAUAGUGACCAACCAGAAAAUGGUUUUUGUUCCACCACAGCUAAACAUUGCUUUGCUUUCUGAAAUGGUGUUUCCAGAACGUGCCCUGAACUUUCUGAAGAAGAUGACCACUCCAAAGUUUGAUGCAGUCAUUGGGCAGAGAAGCACACAGUGAAAAGCAAGAAUUGAAUCUCAUUUCCCAGAGGCACCAGUGAAAAGAGAACAUGUGCUGAGCGUAGUUCAGCUGCCUUGAUUCAAAACAGAGCUCAGGCAGGUGCUUCCAGGCCACCAUUCCCAGGCACACCUAAGGGCUUAUGCCACACCUGCAGCUGGAACACAGCUGCAUAACAGGGAGUGUUAGCAAAGAAGUGAUGCAGCUCUAGAAGGGCUGCUUUGAAUGUACAUCCCAUCACCUUUGUCUCAUUGUGCUAGGGCAGGCAGGAUGCCCACAAAGCCCAUGUUUGGGACAACACAGCUCCUUAGUUGAGUGCAAAGGGAUUGCCUGAGAACAUGUUAAUCUGGACUCAUCCCUGAGCAAAAGCAUCUUGCAAGAAGCAAUUUAUAGAGGAGGUGGGUGGCCUGUUUCAUCUCACUUAAUAAUUUUAAGUUUCAAAAAUGUGCUCUAAUGAACACUUAGAGUUUUGUGUGCAUUUAUAAUGAGCAUUAUUGAAUUAAUUAUUUGUAUUACUGAAAUAAUACAGCCUUACUUGUAAUCUAAUGUCUAAUUACAACAUUUAUCAAUUAUGCAUUAACACCAUCAAAACUCCAUAUUACAAAUAAAUACAUUUUUCUAACCCAAA
Messenger RNA from Camarhynchus parvulus, 1580 nucleotides. Its product is annotated as estradiol 17-beta-dehydrogenase 11-like. The coding region runs from base 56 to 955 and encodes 299 amino acids. The record is from RefSeq and is a predicted model, not a curated record. Gene Ontology annotation, molecular function: oxidoreductase activity, acting on the CH-OH group of donors, NAD or NADP as acceptor. Gene Ontology annotation, cellular component: lipid droplet. NCBI's taxonomy places the organism in Eukaryota, Metazoa, Chordata, Aves, Passeriformes, Thraupidae. The transcript has 7 exons.